AUGGCGAAGUUCUUGGAUUUCGAAUCUUUCAUCGAUGAUGGCGAAGAAGAUUUCAUGUCUUAUGUUGAAAGAUUUGACCACUACUGGAAAGUGACCCAAAACAAGGAUGACAGCCUGAAGAAGUCUGCCUUUAUAACGGCCAUUGGUAAACGCCCCUACAAAACGCUGAAGGACCUGUUGCUACCGGCGAAGCCAGAAGACAAAUCAUUCGUUGAAAUCGUCGCAGUCCUGAGGGAACACUACUCUCCGGGAAGCAAAGUUAUCGCCGAAAGGUUCAAGUUUAAUCGCCGCUACCAGAUGGAAGGUGAGACAAUUUCUGCAUUUGCCGUGGAACUACGCCAUAUGGCAGCAAGAUUCGAUUUUGGGCCGUUUCUGGACGAUGCUCUUCGAGACAGGUUCGUGGCUGGCCUCAGCGACGCUUCGAUUCAAGCCAGCCUUCUGACGAAAAAGGAGCUAAGCUUCGAAACUGCGUAUGACCUAGCCAGAAGCGCGGAACUGGCUGCGAAAGAAUCCAAAGGCUUCCGCCCAACCUCUGACAAGACUUUUCUCGACGAAGACGUCCACGUCAUUCAGAAGGGUCAACAAAGACAAAAGGCGAGGACUUCGGCGGGUCUUGCAGCCGGUAACUCUUGUUACCGAUGUGCGGAGCAACACGAUGUGGGAGACUGUCCAUAUCGAAAGCCACCAGUUAAAACAGGACUGCAACUUAGAACGUACGGAGGCGCACCACUGGAAAUUGUAGGGCAAGCGGAAGUGCCUGUGGUCUACCGAGAACAACGCAAGACGUUGCCUGUCGUGGCUGUACCUGGAAGGAAGCCGUCGCUACUUGGACGUGACUGGCUUGCAGAACUGAGGAUGGACUGGAAGAGCGUAUUCACGGUGCAGACAAACGGAAUGGUGGAGGACCUGCUACGCAAGUAUAGCGAUGUCUUUUCUACGGAGGUAGGACUAAUAAAGGGACACAAGGCACAGCUGGUCCUAAAGGAAGACGCCAGACCAGUCUUCUGCAAGGCUCGACCUGUUCCCUUUUCCCUGCGGACAGCAGUCGAAGAAGAAAUUCAACAGCUCGAACGGAACGGGGUCCUGGUUCCCGUAGCACAAAGCGACUGGGCUACACCAGUGGUCGUCGUCCCUAAGGCAGACAAAAAGGAACACACCCUGCGCAUCGACAGGGAUUACGCCCGCUCAGUUGUUUUUGACGUGGGCUCCAAGAACACGUCUUAG
Dermacentor albipictus is the source of this 1224-nucleotide messenger RNA. RefSeq lists its product as uncharacterized. Lineage: Eukaryota; Metazoa; Arthropoda; Arachnida; Ixodida; Ixodidae. The record is from RefSeq and is a predicted model, not a curated record.